AUGGAGGAAGGUAAACUCUGCUUCCCAGAGGUCUAUAACUCCUCCUGCAGGAGGCUUAAUCUUCCUCACUUUGAGGUUGUCCUCAUAUACAUUGUGCUAUCCUCCAUUUCUGUCCUCACUGCAUUUCUUAACUUGAUGGUUAUCAUCUCAAUCUCACACUUCAGGCAGCUGCACACUUCUACCAACCUCCUACUCCUCUCAUUGGCAACCUCAGACUUUUCUGUGGGCCUCUUAUUGUUUUUUCAAACUGUGCUCAUAGACGGCUGCUGGUUCCUCGGUGACCUUAUGUGUACUGUGUAUCAAUAUUUAGCAUAUGUUAUCACCUCUGCAUCAAUAGGAACCAUGGUGCUUAUAUCUUUUGACCGAUAUGUUGCCAUUUGUUACCCUCUGCAUUAUUCUUCCAAAAUCACGCAAGGCAGAGUAAAGAUCUGCAUCCUCCUAUGCUGGAUCUGUUCUUGGAUAUUUCAAAGUCUGAUUCUGAUGGACAACUUAAAACAACCAGGAAGGUAUAACUCUUGCGUCGGAGAGUGUGCCUUUGUCAUUAACUACAUUGCAGGAUAUGCUGAUCUUGCAUUUUCCUUUACUGCUCCAAUCAGCAUUAUUGUCAUUUUGUACCUCAGAGUGUUUGUGGUAGCCAUGUCUCAGUCUCGAGCCAUGCGCUCUCACAUUGCAGCCGUCAAUCCCCAACAUUCAGUGACAGCUAUAAAAUCCCAGGUGAAGGCAGCAAAAACUCUUGGUCUCGUAGUGUUGGUAUUUCUGCUAUGUAUGUGCCCAUAUUAUUGUGUUGCUCUCUCAGGGAACGAUAACACUCUAAGUGCUUCAUCUGCCACAUUUGUAAUAUGUUUGUUCUACUUUAACUCCUGCUUAAACCCCAUCAUCUAUGCCUUUUUUUACCCCUGGUUCAGAAAAUCCAUUAAGCUCAUUUGUACUCUUCAGAUAUUCCAUCCUGACUCCUGUGACACCAAGCUGUAG
Molecule: messenger RNA, 972 nt
Organism: Girardinichthys multiradiatus
Lineage: Eukaryota; Metazoa; Chordata; Actinopteri; Cyprinodontiformes; Goodeidae
Product: trace amine-associated receptor 13c-like
Exons: 2
Coding region: 1-972 (323 amino acids)
Biological process (GO): G protein-coupled receptor signaling pathway
Cellular component (GO): membrane
Molecular function (GO): trace-amine receptor activity
Source: RefSeq, a predicted model, not a curated record